This is a messenger RNA of Caenorhabditis remanei, 1536 nucleotides long. RefSeq lists its product as uncharacterized. Lineage: Eukaryota; Metazoa; Nematoda; Chromadorea; Rhabditida; Rhabditidae. The transcript is spliced from 5 exons. The record is from RefSeq and is a predicted model, not a curated record. The coding region runs from base 1 to 1536 and encodes 511 amino acids. Gene Ontology annotation, biological process: negative regulation of vulval development.
AUGGUGCUCAACGCUUCAGAUUAUGUUACGGAGCCCAAAAUCGAACCGCACGAGGAAAAAUCUCAUCCAGAGCCGAAAUUGGAGCCACUGGAACAUCCAAUUCCGUUACAAGAACCAAAACUAGAGCCUCCAGAUGAAAUGGAAUGGAUGCAACCGAAAAUUGAGGCAAUUGAUGAUUUUGAGACAAAUUAUCAGCCACCAAAUGAGUAUCAGGAGAUUCUCGAGCAUCAAUUCGAGCAGAAGCCAGGAAUAAUUGAUGAUAGUCAGCCAUCCACGUCAUUGCAAGAUUGUAAAACGGAAUUUGGGCAUGUUGACCACGCAGUUAGAUCCGAAACCAAAACAUGCACAUUAUGCUCCGCCACUCAACAACGCGACAAAAUGAGAGCAGUCACUUCUAAAAUGCAACGAACAAUUCUGAUAGUUGCACGACUACUCCAAUCUCUUAUUACAAUGAAGGAAGCGAAGGAAUUGAUGUCGGAAACUCACAAUGUUGUAUGCGAAUCUCAUUUUGAGGAAUCAGUUGGUAUAUUUGAUGUUUCCUAUGGCAAAAAAGAGUUGAGAAGUCUUGUAAAAGAAUUAAGACCUGGCAUCAAAUUUGGAGAUUUCAUACAGGUGAUUCAAAGGUUUCUAGGAAAACAGGGAGAGAAAAUGCAACAUGUGGCAAAGAUCAAACCUGCUAGCAUUCCCUGCAAGACAACACAUAAGCCUCCUCAAGAAACCGAUGGUCACUGCUCCCUAUGCUCCAAGUGCCAACCACUAUCGAUCAUGUCGAAAAUCCCAAAUGUAGAUCACAUCCUUGUCAUCAUCAUUGGUUCCAUCCUCCGCCAAACUUACACCAUCGGUCAAGCUCAAAUAUUCUUGCAACUCGUCGACACAUGCUACAUCUGUCAUGAACACUUCCCGUCAGCUUGUCAGGAGAUUUGUAAAUUCCUUGGAAUCGAAGAUUUACGUCUUGUUUCCACGUGUGAAAUGGAUCGGCUCAAAGAGCUCAUGCAGAGUGUCAACCGCGUGUUCCCUGGCUACUCAGAUGCAAAAGUCGAAGAAAUUGUCAUUAGAUUCUAUGAAACGUACAAGAAAGUGAUUGAAGCGACUCCUCGCCCGCCAGCAAUCGUUCCAGCAAAACCUACUCCAGCUAUUGCUCAAAAACCCCCAAAUGCGCGUUAUUUGCAAUGUGCCCUCUGCUCAGAACCCAAAAGUCGGAGUGAACAGAAAAAAGUGUUUGGUGGAGAUCGAUUGGUGAUAAUAGUUGGACAUGUGCUACUCGGAAUCUACAGUAUCCCUCAGAUGAAGAAGAUGGUGGAGGGGAAGAAGGACAUUAUUGUCUGUCAUUCCCACUUUUCGGAUGCUUUGAGAGGAAUUCUCGAGACUCUAGCCGUUGAUUCGGUUGAGAAUAUUUGGAAGAGCCCAAUGAAUCGUAUUCGUUAUAUGAUGGAAACUGUCACUGCGUUGAGUCAUUUGUCUCAGGCGUCUCAUUUAUAUUUUAUCACUUUUCUAGAGAAAUUUAAAUUGAAAUAUUCUGAUAUCUUGUCCAAAUGA